Molecule: messenger RNA, 1101 nt
Organism: Metarhizium album ARSEF 1941
Lineage: Eukaryota; Fungi; Ascomycota; Sordariomycetes; Hypocreales; Clavicipitaceae
Product: orotidine-5'-phosphate decarboxylase
Exons: 1
Coding region: 1-1101 (366 amino acids)
Biological process (GO): 'de novo' pyrimidine nucleobase biosynthetic process; 'de novo' UMP biosynthetic process
Cellular component (GO): cytosol
Molecular function (GO): orotidine-5'-phosphate decarboxylase activity
Source: RefSeq, a predicted model, not a curated record
AUGACACAACACCCAACCCUCAAAGCGACCUACGCCUCUAGGGCUCAGGCGGCCACUCAUCCCCUCAAUGCCUACCUAUUCAAGCUCAUGGAUCUAAAGGCGUCCAACCUAUGUUUGAGUGCGGAUGUCACCACCGCCAGAGAGCUGAUCUACGUCGCGGACAAGCUUGGCCCAUCCAUUGUACUUCUCAAGACACACUAUGACAUGGUCUCUGGGUGGGAUUUCCACCCUCAAACUGGCACAGGGGCGAAAUUGGCUGCAUUGGCUCGUCGCCAUGGCUUCUUGAUCUUUGAGGACCGCAAGUUUGGUGAUAUUGGCAAUACUGUGGAAAUGCAGUACAUUGGUGGCUCGGCUCGAAUUAUUGAGUGGGCGCAUAUCGUCAACGUGAACAUGGUACCCGGAAAGGCCUCAGUAGCUUCAUUAGCAAACGCUGCCACUCGGUGGUUCGAGCGAUAUCCUUACGAGGUAAAGACGUCGGUUUCCGUCGGUACUCCUACUGCCGAGGAAUUUGAGGACCACGAUACAGGCUCCGGCAGCUGCGACGAUGCGAGUGCCAGCGCGCUCAAACGGACAGAUGACGGGCGCAAGGGGAGCAUCGUCUCUGUGACGACAGUUACGCAACAGUAUGAACCCGUGAACUCGCCACGGCUGACCAAGAACAUGGCUGGUGACGACGAGUUCCUUUUUGCCGGUAUCGAAGAAGCGCCCAUGACCCGAGGCCUACUUAUUCUGGCACAAAUGUCUUCGGCAGGCAACUUCAUGAACAAGGAGUACACUCAGGCGUGCGUGGAGGCUGCCAGAGAACACAGCGACUUCGUCAUGGGAUUUGUUUCACAAGAAACUCUCAACACUCAACCAAACGACCAGUUUAUCCACAUGACGCCUGGCUGUCAGCUGCCGCCCCAGGACGAAGAUCAGAACGGAUCGGUCCAAGGCGACGGCAAAGGCCAGCAAUACAAUACACCUCAAAAAAUUAUUGGUAUUGCCGGAGCAGAUAUCGUUAUUGUCGGCCGCGGCAUCCUCAAGGCAAGCGACCCCGAAGGCGAGGCAGAACGAUACCGCUCGGCAGCGUGGAAGGCAUACACGGAGAGAGUUCGCUAA